GAUAACAGAAGCGAGUGUCUGUCGCCAAAACAUCAACAAGGACUGAACAAUUGGGUACUCCUAGGAGUCGCCGGUAAACGUGUGUGUGGUACAGUAAGAUUGUGAUGAAAAAUGAGGAUUCAAACCAGACUAUAUACAAAAUGCCAAAACUUGCUGAGGCAUUAUAGUAAUUUCCAGUAUAAGCCACAUCUUGUUAGAGAUCAUUGGGAGCCAGUAGUUGGAUUGGAGAUCCAUGCACAGAUCUCAUCAGCAACCAAGUUAUUCUCCCGUGUUAGUACCAGAUAUGGGGCUCCUCCAAAUACUCAAGUUGGUAUAUUCGAAUCUGCUCAUCCCGGAACCUUACCAGUACUGAACAGGAGAUGUGUUGAAGCAGGGGUAAAGACAGCUUUGGCCUUUGGAUGUACUGUCAACAAAUGGUCUGCCUUUGAUCGAAAGCAUUACUUUUACCCUGAUCUUCCAGGUACUGUGGAUCUAAAUCGAGCAGGCCAACCAUUGAUGGAACUUGUGUUUGCACCUGGACUGCAUAAUGGGGAAGAAGCUGUUGCCAUGGUCAAAGAGGUUGCCUUAAUUCUUACUAGAAUAGGCACUUGUAACUGUCGGAUGCAUGAGGGAUCUCUUCGAGUGGAUGCAAACAUUUCAGUUCACAGACCUGAUGAACCUUUGGGAACCAGGACUGAAGUGAAGAAUCUGAAUUCCAUUCGGUCUUUGUCGAAAGCAGUUGACUUUGAAAUUCAACGCCAAAUAAAUAUUUUGGAAUCUGGUGGAAGAAUAAUCAAUGAAACACGAAGCUUUGAUACACUCUCCAAUGAAACCAUUAGCAUGAGAGAUAAAGAAGUCACUCAGGAUUACCGCUUCAUGCCUGAACCAAACCUGCUUCCACUCCGUCUUCAUGAUUCCUUAGAACCCACCUGCCAGUAUGAUGGAUCUCUUGAUAUUAAUGACGUUCGUGCCACAAUGCCAGAGCUACCUGAAGCUACUAGACAAAGAUUGAUGAGUGAUUAUGAAGUCACUCUAGAGAAUGCUAUUUUGCUUGUAAAUAACGGUGAUCUUCUAGACUACUAUAUGGCAGCAAUGGCAGUCUCUAACCGCAGCUCCCGUCUAGUUUGCAACCUUUUGCUUAAUAACUUGAUGGGAUUUCUAAAUAGCAUCAAUGCAGACAUAAAAGAUAGUCCUCUUUCAGCAUCAGCCUUUGGAGAAAUUGUUGACCUACAGCAGAGUGGCCAGAUCUCAAAUACUGUAUCCAACCUGGUGAUGAAUGCCAUAUGUAUUGAAGGAGACCUGCGAGCUCCUACUCAGAUUGUGAUUGAUAAUAACUGGUUCCAGCUCUCGGCUGAAGAUGCCCUGGAAGAGAUUGUUGAUAAGGUUUUGAGUGAAAAUGGACAGCUGAUUGAAAAAUACAAAAAGAGCAAGAAGAAGAAGAAACUGUUUAAUGUCAUAGUUCAAAGAAUUAAGGAUGCAUCAGAAAACAGAGCUAAUAUGAAAAUAAUAAGUGAUAUUGUCCUGAAGAAGUUAGGCUCCUAGGCAUAUUUUCAUUUAAGGAUGCAUCUUCACAUUCAGGGAAGGCUAUGUUUAAAGUAUAUUUUAUAUUGUUGGUUGAUCAAUUUUUAAAGGAGUACAGGUAUAUAAGUAACAAUAAGUACCAGGUAGCUAAUAUUUUCUUUUAAGCCAAAUCCCCAAAAUCAUUAUUGCAAUCAUUUAUUUGGUAUUAUUGGAAAACUGAAAUAGGUUUCAAUUGUUGGAAUUACUAAAUAAUUAGCAUCUUAUUAAUUUAACAAAUUAUUAUUUUUCAAUUAAUAAUUUUUAAUAUUUUAUAACUUUAAAAAAUAUGAAAAACAUGGAAUAUUUAGAAUGUAGAAAAACUGGUGACAGUAAUUGUACUAGUCAUUAUUCUAUGCAUUUUGUAAAAAUGUCAUCAAAAUUAAAUUACUGUACUAAUACACUUGUGAAACAAAUUUAUCCAAAAAAUGCAA
Molecule: messenger RNA, 1970 nt
Organism: Procambarus clarkii (red swamp crayfish)
Lineage: Eukaryota; Metazoa; Arthropoda; Malacostraca; Decapoda; Cambaridae
Source: RefSeq, a predicted model, not a curated record